Messenger RNA from Momordica charantia (bitter melon), 1759 nucleotides. Its product is annotated as aluminum-activated malate transporter 8-like. NCBI's taxonomy places the organism in Eukaryota, Viridiplantae, Streptophyta, Magnoliopsida, Cucurbitales, Cucurbitaceae. The record is from RefSeq and is a predicted model, not a curated record. Gene Ontology annotation, biological process: malate transport.
UAUAGCUUUAAGUUUGUUAAUAAUUAUAUUAUAGUAGUGAUGGCAAGUGAUGAGGAACAGAAGCUUGGAGUUAUGGCUUCCUGCAAGAAGAUGGUUUUUAAGGCUAUGGAGAGGAUAAAGAAGGUGGGAAGAGAUGAUCCCAGACGAAUUAUUCACUCUCUCAAAGUGGGAUUGGCUCUCACUCUCGUUUCCUUGUUGUAUUACUGGAGGCCUCUCUAUGACGGUUUUGGAAUUGCAGCCAUUUGGGCUGUUCUUACUGUUGUCGUCAUUUUUGAAUUUACCGUAGGGGCAACAUUGUCAAAAGGGCUAAAUAGAGGGCUUGGAACACUACUGGCUGGGGCUUUAGGAGUGGGAGCUCAACAUUUUGCCAGUCUUUUUGGGCAGACAGGGGAGCCCAUUGUUCUUGGCAUCUUCGUUUUCUUGCUAGCUGCUGCGUCGACGUUUUCUCGAUUCUUUCCACGGAUCAAGGCACGAUAUGAUUAUGGGGUUUUGAUUUUCAUUUUAACCUUUAGCUUAGUAUCUGUGUCGGGGUACCGAGUCGAGAAAAUCUUGGAGUUGGCACAUCAAAGACUAUCUACUAUAUUGAUUGGUGGAGCAACGUGUAUCUUCAUUUCUCUUUUCAUAUGCCCAGUUUGGGCUGGCGAAACACUUCAUAACGCCAUCGCCUCUAAUAUCGAAAAAUUGGCAAACUACCUCGAAGGAUUUGGAGGUGAAUAUUUCCAAUAUGAUGAUGAAGAGAAUGUUGUCGAAGACUCCAAAAACAACAAAUCAUCUCUUGAUCAAGCUUAUAAAACUGUGCUCACUUCAAAAGCCACAGAAGAUUCUUUGGCAAACUUUGCAUCAUGGGAACCCAAACAUGGAAAAUUCUCCUUUCGUCACCCAUGGAAACAGUACUUGAAAAUUGGAUCCCUCACCCGACAAUGCGCGUAUCAAAUCGAAUCGCUUAAUGGCUACGUCAAUCGAGCUGAUAUCCAAGUGGCCAUGCAAUUUCGUAGAAGAAUAGAAGAAUCUUGCAAGGCCAUAAGCUCAGAAUCCAGCAAAGCUCUAAGCAUAUUGGCUUCAUCCAUCAAAACAAUGACAAACCUAUCUUCUUCUUCUGGCAAAACCCACGUCGAAAACGCGAAAAUUGCCAUUGAUGAGCUUAAAGACACGCUCAAAUCUGAGUAUGUGGAGAACUCAGACCUUCUUGGUAUCAUACCAGACGCAACGGUUUGCUGUAUAUUGAUCGAGAUCGUGAAGUCAGUAGAGAAGACAUCGGAAGCCAUUGACGAACUCGGUCAAUUGGCAAGCUUUAAAAGCACGGAGGCGACAGUGUCGCCGGAGAAGGCACCGCAAUCACAGCUGCUUCACCGGGGGAUCGUGAACCCGGUGCCUGACCACGGCGAGCGUGGAGAUCAUGUUGUUGUAGUUAUGGUGAAUGAUGAUGAAAUGGAAAAAGGUAAGGCUCAAGCUUUGGAGGUGAGGCCAAGCAAGGGAGAGAUGGUGUAAAUAGGGCAUUACAAGGAAUAAGGGUUGUGGUCAGGAAUAUUUUUGAAAUUGGCCAAGUUAUUAGAAGAACAAACUCUUCUUUUAGGGGAUUAGGAUUUUGCAGCUUUGAUCGAUACACACCCAUCAAUGUGAAUUUAAGCAAUUCCAUACCAUAUUUUCUUGUUGUAUACGAAUACCAAAUUCUCCAAGGGUUUUUAAGGAUGCCACGUUAAAAAGAUUAGGGACCAAAUAAAAAUUUAUAAUAGAUAUGAGUUAUUAUUCUCAUAGCCAA